Molecule: messenger RNA, 799 nt
Organism: Populus nigra (black poplar)
Lineage: Eukaryota; Viridiplantae; Streptophyta; Magnoliopsida; Malpighiales; Salicaceae
Product: photosystem II reaction center proteins PsbY, chloroplastic-like
Exons: 1
Coding region: 114-704 (196 amino acids)
Biological process (GO): cell redox homeostasis; photosynthesis
Cellular component (GO): chloroplast thylakoid; photosystem II; membrane
Molecular function (GO): manganese ion binding
Source: RefSeq, a predicted model, not a curated record
CCCUGACUUGGCUUUACAUUUCUAUUGCCCAUCACAGCAACUUUCAUUUCUCUCCAAGGAAUUCAUCUUCUUGCUCAGCUUGAUCACCAAAAACCAAGUCCUAGCAAGAAUCAAUGGCAGCAACCAUGGCAACAAUGGCAAUACUCAAUGCUAAGUGCUUGAGCAUCAACUCCAACAAGAAUAUCAGUCCAACCAAGCCAUCAACAAAACCUGUCUCUCUUCUCUCCAUGCAAAACCUCCCAAAAGGCCUAACCAUCUCAAAACCAGCAGAUAACACUGUCCUGACCGGUACUGCUAUUGCCGGUGCUAUCUUCACAACCUUGAGCUCAUGUGAACCUGCUUUUGCUGCGCAACAAAUAGCUGAAAUAGCAGAAGGUGACAACCGUGGUAUAGCGCUCUUGCUACCACUCAUACCAGCCAUAGCUUGGGUGCUUUUCAACAUCCUCCAACCAGCACUUAACCAAAUUAACCGCAUGCGUCAGACCAAGGGGGUGAUCGUUGGGCUUGGACUUGGUGGAUUGGCUGCAUCAGGUUUCAUAUCAACACCAGACGCAUCAGCUAGUGAGAUUGCCAUGAUUGCUGAUGCAACAAGUGACAACAGGGGUACUCUUCUGUUGAUUGUCGUUGCUCCUGCUAUUCUAUGGGUGCUCUACAAUAUUCUACAACCGGCUUUGAACCAAAUCAACAAGAUGCGGUCUCAGUGAGAAAUAUAAACAUGUGGGAUUUUGUUAGGGGUGUGAUUAGCAUAAAUUUACUUGUAAUUGCACCUCGUGUUAAUGGAACUUUCUUUUCUUUUGAA